AUGCUGGAGACAGUCCAAGAUCAAGCUUUGAGUUUUCUUCAUCUUAGAUUUCUUAAUAAUUUCCUCCUCCUUCUCCCCAUUGAUGGUAGACUUAUUCUUCUUCACCUCCCUGUCAACUGCAGAGUUAUCCUCCUCUGCAGACGGCUGCCUCUUCAUUUCUUGUAUUCCUAUCCCCCCCCACCCCUUAACCCCCACCCUUUGUAUGGAUUCCUAACUAUCCCCCCCCUUUGCUUUGGUUCCCCCUUUGCUUCUUGUAUUCCUAUCCCCCCACCCUUCCUUCUUGGAUUCCUACCCCCCACCCCACCGCUUCUUGGAUUCCUAUCCCCCCCCACCCCAUCCCCCUUCUUGUAUUCCUAUUCCCCCCCCCACCCCACCCCUUCUUGUAUUUCUAUCCCCCACCCCACCCUUCUUGUAUUCCUAUCCCCCCCCCCACCCCACCCCUUCUUGUAUUUCUAUCCCACACCCUAUCACUUCUUGCAUCCACUGCCCACUUCUGUUCUUGUAUCCCCACUCCCUCACCCCAUUUCUUCUUGUAUUCCUACCCACCAGCUCAUCACUUCUUGUAUCCAUAUCCUCAUUUCUCUUCUUUCAGCCCUGCCCCUAUCUCUCCUUAGAUCCCUCCAACCCUGUCCCUUCUCCUCUUGUAUCACUUCCCCACCCCCCGCUCCUUCUUUUUUGUCAUCUCUAACUGCCAACCCUUCUAUUCAUACCCCGCUGACCAUUUCCUUCUUGUAUCCCAAUCUCCAGCCCUUGUUCAACCAUUGCAUCCCCACCACCGAAAUAUAUGUAAGCUGUUAA
Messenger RNA from Acanthosepion pharaonis, 798 nucleotides. NCBI's taxonomy places the organism in Eukaryota, Metazoa, Mollusca, Cephalopoda, Sepiida, Sepiidae. The record is from the annotation of a GenBank genome assembly.